This is a messenger RNA of Brassica napus (rape), 1007 nucleotides long. RefSeq lists its product as uncharacterized. Lineage: Eukaryota; Viridiplantae; Streptophyta; Magnoliopsida; Brassicales; Brassicaceae. The transcript has a single exon. Bases 259 to 945 code for a protein of 228 amino acids. The record is from RefSeq and is a predicted model, not a curated record.
UAGAUAAGAUAACUAUAUGUGAUUAGUUUAGAUAUGAUUCUCCUAUAUUCUUGUAAAGAUACAGAGCAUAUUCUGAUAUCUCUCAACUGCUUUGUAUUAUAUAUUGUGAAGAGUAAUACACGUACAAUUCAAGGGAAACUCACUUGCUUUCAUGGUAUCAGGGGUUCUAGCGAUCCAGAACCUUAAUCUUUGCUCCUCUCUCUCUCUUAUUCUUUUCUUCUUCCGCAUCAACUUUCUCUUUUCUAUUCCCUCUCUCCAAUGGCUGCUGCUCCAGCGCAACUCGAGCGCGCCUAUGGCGUUACCAACAUCAAACACCAUAUUCCCAUCAUUCUCGACAUUGACGAUGGCAACUACGAUGCUUGGAGAGAACUGUUUCUCACCCAUUGCGAAAGCUUUGACGCCUCCGGCCAUCUCGACGGUACGCUGUUACCCACUGAUGUUGCUGAUGUCGCUUGGAAGAAACGUGAUGGUCUGGUGAAGUUAUGGCUCUACGGUACCUUGUCCAAAGAUCUCUUUAAGAGUACCUUCAAAACCGGUGGAACUUCACGAGAGAUCUGGCUUCGUCUGGAGAACUUCUUCAGAAAUAAUCGGGAGGCUCGCGCCAUCCAACUAGACCACAAGCUUCGCAACACCGAGAUUGGAGAUAUGACGAUCCAUUCAUACUGUCAGGAACUCAAGUCUAUCGCCGAUGUUCUAUCCAAUGUCGACGCACCUGUGAAUGAAAGAGCCUUGGUGACUUACCUUCUCAAUGGCCUCAAUGCUAAGUAUGACAACAUAAUCAAUGUCAUCAUGCAUCGACAGCCUUUUCCAAGCUUCGAGGAUGCACGCUCCAUGCUACUUCUGGAGGAAGAGCGUAUCAACAAGGGUAAGAAGCCGAAUCCUACACACACUGACUCUGCAUCUUCGGCGAAGGUCCUCGCUGCCACUGACUCAAGUUCUGAUUAGAAAGCUCCCAGCAACAGAAACCAUCAACAACAACGUUUCAAUCAGAACAGAGGACAUCGAGG